AUGGCUAUCAGAAUUCCUCAGGAAAAUCUGCUCUUGCAGGCCGAACUGCAAUCUCACAACACAACAUUGAAUAAUCAGUUCACAAAUCCUACGACCAAGGAUGUUGAAAAACAAAGUACAAACGAAGCCGAGGAAUCUACAGCCAAGCAAUCAGCCUUUAAAAGCCUUGGCUGGCUAGAUCGCUUUUUGGCUGUGUGGAUCUUUCUUGCUAUGGCAAUCGGAAUUAUACUGGGAAAUUUUGUGGAGAAUAUGGGACCUGCCCUUCAGAAAGGACAGUUUGUCGGGGUGUCUAUUCCGAUUGCUGUCGGUCUUUUGGUUAUGAUGUAUCCUAUUCUUUGCAAAGUGCGAUAUGAAUCUUUACACUACGUCUUCCAAGAACGUGGUAUCUGGAUACAGAUUGCAUUUAGCAUUUUUGUUAAUUGGAUUAUUGCGCCUUUCUUGAUGCUCGCACUAGCAUGGGCAUUCCUACCGGAUGAACCAGAGCUUCGAGAAGGUCUGAUUUUAGUUGGAUUGGCUAGAUGUAUUGCUAUGGUUCUUAUAUGGACCGGUCUUGCUGGAGGCGAUAAUGAAUACUGCGCCAUCCUUGUUGCGGUUAACUCACUACUGCAAAUGGUGCUCUUCGCUCCGUUGGCUAUUUUCUUCAUUCAGGUAAUUAGUCACUCUGGAAGCCAAGUUAUACUGUCCUACUCUACUGCUGCAAAAAGCGUGGCUGUUUUCCUUGGUAUUCCGCUUGGGGCUGCAAUUGUUACCCGCAUUACUCUUCGGAAGAUCACUAGCCCACGUUGGUACAACCAGGUUUUUCUAAAGUGGGCUUCCCCAUGGUCGCUUCUUGGGCUCCUCUUUACGAUCCUGGUGUUAUUUGCAUCCCAGGGCCGGCAGGUGGUUCAUCAAAUUGUAUCAGUCGUCCGAGUUGCCGCUCCGCUUAUUGUUUACUUUAUCAUUGUUUUCUUUGUGACCCUUCUAGUGACUUAUAAGCUUGAAUUCGGUUACAAGUUAGCUGCCACUCAAAGUUUCACCGCUGCCAGCAAUAAUUUCGAGCUUGCCAUUGCCGUGGCUGUCGCAACAUUUGGUGCUAACAGCAACCAAGCGCUUGCCUCCACCGUCGGGCCAUUGAUUGAGGUUCCGGUACUGCUGGGCCUUGUCUAUGUUGUCAAAUUCAUAGCUAAACGAGUUGGCUGGAAAGACUAA
This is a messenger RNA of Penicillium macrosclerotiorum, 1188 nucleotides long. RefSeq names its product arsenic resistance protein. Gene Ontology annotation, biological process: antimonite transmembrane transport; arsenite transport. Bases 1 to 1188 code for a protein of 395 amino acids. Gene Ontology annotation, cellular component: plasma membrane. Lineage: Eukaryota; Fungi; Ascomycota; Eurotiomycetes; Eurotiales; Aspergillaceae. The record is from RefSeq and is a predicted model, not a curated record. Gene Ontology annotation, molecular function: antimonite transmembrane transporter activity; antiporter activity; arsenite transmembrane transporter activity. The transcript is spliced from 4 exons.